Molecule: messenger RNA, 1239 nt
Organism: Manihot esculenta (cassava)
Lineage: Eukaryota; Viridiplantae; Streptophyta; Magnoliopsida; Malpighiales; Euphorbiaceae
Product: epoxide hydrolase A
Exons: 5
Coding region: 76-1062 (328 amino acids)
Molecular function (GO): hydrolase activity
Source: RefSeq, a predicted model, not a curated record
CCAACUAUAUCCUCACCUAACAUUUUUAAUUUUAUCCUCACAUACAACUGAUAUUUUAAGAGUCGUUCUUGGCAGAUGCCCUAUUCCUUCCACUUCAUCUCAGUCUUUGGAAGAUCAGCCAUGGAACAGAUCAAGCACACUCAUGUUCAAGUAAGAGGGCUAAAGCUACAUGUGGCAGAAAUUGGCAUUGGUACUAAGGUGGUGUUGUUCCUUCAUGGAUUCCCAGAAAUCUGGUACACAUGGAGGCACCAGAUGGUUGCAGUUGCAGAAGCUGGCUACAGAGCAAUAGCUAUUGAUUUCAGGGGCUAUGGACUCUCCGAUCAGCCGCCUGCGCCGGAGGAAGGAACCUUUAUGGAUCUCGUUCAUGAUGUUGUUGCUCUUCUUGACACUCUUGGCAUCAGUAAGGUUUUUGUAGUUGGGAAGGAUUUUGGGGCUGUACCAGUGAGCAUGCUAGCUGCUCUCCACCCCGACAGGGUGUCUGCGUCGGUUACACUUGGUGUCCCUUUCUUGCUUCCUGGUCCUAAUGCUGUCCAAAAUCAUCUCAUGCCAAAAGGUUUCUACAUAACAAGGUGGCAGGAGCUAGGGAGAGCUGAAGUAGAUUUCGGCCGGUUAGAUGUCAAGACAGUGGUAAGAAACAUCUACAUUCUUUUCUCUGGGGUUGAGCCACCAGUUGCAGGAGAUGAUCAGGAGAUCAUGGACCUGGUUGAUCCUUCUACUCCUUUACCACCUUGGUUUUCUGAGGAAGAUCUAGCUGUUUAUGCUUCUCUUUACGAGAAGUCCGGAUUUCGAUAUCCUUUACGGGUUCCAUACAGGAGUAUGGGAAUAGAUUGUGGGGUAACUGAUCCAAAAGUAAAAUGUCCAGCAUUGUUGAUUAUGGGGGAGAAGGACUACGUCCUGAAAUUUGCAGGUAUGGAGGAUUACAUAAGAAGUGGACAAGUGAAGCAAUUUGUGCCUGAAUUGAGUAUCUUAUUCUUGGAAGAAGGAUGCCAUUUUGUUCAUGAACAACUACCAGAGAAAGUGAAUGCGAUUCUCAUCGAAUUCCUCAACAAACAUAGUAAUUGAAGUUGAUGUCCUUUGACCACCUCAACUAUAGUAAUGGUUCCACUUCAGAAAAUGAAGUGUAUGCUUCUUAUGAGGCAGAGAUGAUUGAUUUCCAUGUAAUGUAUUUGGAGAUAUGAAUUUCCCUUUCAAUGAUAUGGAUUUUCACUUACAAAAAUAAAAGGACUAUUUAAUUCUAAA